Mercurialis annua (annual mercury) is the source of this 2398-nucleotide messenger RNA. RefSeq names its product transcription factor TCP4-like. Gene Ontology annotation, cellular component: nucleus. The coding region runs from base 594 to 1574 and encodes 326 amino acids. The record is from RefSeq and is a predicted model, not a curated record. The transcript has 2 exons. Gene Ontology annotation, biological process: regulation of secondary shoot formation. Lineage: Eukaryota; Viridiplantae; Streptophyta; Magnoliopsida; Malpighiales; Euphorbiaceae. Gene Ontology annotation, molecular function: DNA-binding transcription factor activity; sequence-specific DNA binding.
CUCUCUUUCUAACCAAACUCUGCCACCCUUUGCAGAAGCAUCUCUCUUAGGCCAAAAUUAGGUCCUUAGGAUCUUUAUUUCUACUUUAAUUCCCAUACUACCUUCAACAAAUCUUUCCCUUUUUGCCCUCUCCUCUUCUCCUUUUCUACUGCCCUAAUCUUCUUCAUUAUCUCAAAUCAAAAACAUAAUCACUUAUUUUUUUCCCAAUUUAGAAAAUUUUAGCAAUUUUUUUUCUCUAUUUUUUCACAUAAUUCAGCUCAAGCCCAAAAAAAGUAUUCCAUAUUUAGAAACUUUUAAUCAAGAUUUAGUUUUGGUGGGUGGGUUAGUACUAUUUCUUAUCUAGUGUGAAAUUUGGAUUAAGGAAUCUGGAGAAGGUAAUGUCAGAGUUUAUUGGGAUCAGCAUUCACAGAAAGUUUCAGCUUUUAAAUUUCUGACUCUAUUACCAAAUUAAGAGCAUCUACCACCAAAUAAAGAGUUCAAGAUUUUCUUGAUUUUAGGCCUGCAAAAUUUCAAGAAUUGUAAAAAUUCAAGAAAAUCAAGAAAAGCACCAACUUUUAAUAAAAGAAAAUGCAAAACCUAGACAAAAAACAACCAUGAAAGGCGGCGCCGGAGGCGAAAUAGUUCAAGUUCAAGGCGGUCACAUUGUUCGGUCUACUGGCCGAAAAGAUCGACACAGCAAGGUUUACACCGCGAAAGGUCCGAGAGACCGUCGGGUUCGAUUGUCUGCUCAUACUGCAAUACAAUUCUAUGAUGUUCAAGACAGGCUUGGUUAUGAUAGACCUAGUAAAGCUGUUGAUUGGCUUAUAAAGAAGGCGAAAUCCGCCAUUGAUAAGCUUGCUCAGCUUCCGCCAUGGAAUCCAAUUGAUAAUAAUGAUGGUAAUGUUGUUGGUUCUAAUGAAUUGGGGAAUAUUGGUGACCAGUCAGAAUCGUCAGGGUAUAAUUUUCAUAAUCCAAGUAAUGAUUCAUCCAAUUUUAUUGCACCAAAUUCUGAUGCUAUUCCUGAUACGAUGAAGUCUUUUUUUCCGACAAGCUCGUCGAAUUUAAAUUCAUCGAUGAAUUUCGAGAGUUAUCCGACCGAUAUAAUUUCAAGAAAUGUAAAUUAUCAUAGCCAAGAUCUUGGUUUAUCACUUCAUUCUUUUCAAGAUCAAGGUUUAGGUGAUCAUCAUGAUCAUACUAAUUCAAAUAAUCACAAUCUUUUUGCAAAUUCAGCUUAUGAGUUUCAAAGAAUUAUGAGCGGGGCAGGGGGCGGGGGCGGUUUUUCGUUUAACCACCCGUCACUGCCGACGCAACAAGCGCUGCUCGGUCAAGACUCGUCAGCAUUAAUAUCUCAGCGGGGAACCCUUCAGUCCACUUUUGCGCAUUCGGUUCGACCUUGGAAUGAUCUAUCAAUGGCAUCAUCAGACCACCAUAGGCCACAGGAUUUUAGUCAGUCUUUCAUCUUUGGUAGUAGAUUUGAACCUCAGGGAUUGGCCGGCGGAGGCUACAGUAUUCCGGCGAGAAUUCACGGAGAGGAAGAACAAAUUGCUGUCUCAGAUAUGCCUUCUUCUUCUGAUUCUCCUAAUUCUCAGCAUUGAUUGAACAAAUGUCCAGUUCUUGCUUAUCUAUAAGGUUUUGAAGUGUCUCUUCUAUUCUUCUACCUAUGUCUCCUCUUUGCCGCAGCAGCCGCCUCUACCACCAAUUACGGCUGCCGUUCAUCGGAAUGAGGCUGUUUUCAAUAAUGAAUUUUGAAUUCUACCCACCUCAAACAGCAAGAAGAGGAGGCUGCUGAUGUUAGAGGUAUUAAUUUCUAAUAAUAAAAGGCAAUCUAGUCUAUUGUUGUUUUGGUAAAUGUUCAGUAAUUAUUAUUCAAUUUGGAAAUAUUUGAUUGUUUAAUUUAUUGGGUAUUUUAAUGUAUUCUGUUAUAGAUAAUUGCAUGUAGUUAGUUUGUUGUGUUGGAUAAUGAUUUAUGUAGAAUUGUUCUUCUGUUGUUAUAAUUGAUGUUAUUAUAAUUGAGAUAUGUCGUGGUUAGCUUUUCUAAUGUGUUGCUGACUAAGCGAGCAAAGAAGGAUGGUACUGUGCAAAUAUGGUAAGCUUUAUUUGAUUACAUGGAGUUCUGAAUUUUUAGUGGUUCAUAGUUCAUAAUUCAAAUUAGUUUGAUGUUUGAUGUAGCCAUGUAGGUACCUGUUAAUUUGAUGGAUCAUAGUUUAUAAUUGUAUAUCUAUUAUUUAACCGAUGCAUAUUUAUUGUUUGAUAAAAUGUCACAGAGAGUGCAUGAGGAACAGAGUGGUAGAGAAAGCAAAACUUAAUAACCCUUUUUUGUGUUGUUUAAUGUGAAAAUUGUAAACAAUUUAUGGUUUUCCUCCCUCUAUCUCCUUCACUAUAUUAUUUUUUACUAAAUAGUUUCUAACAGUUCACUAAA